ACAGCCAUCAAGCGGAACGACCUUUGGAGGUGGAGUACUCUGUAAACAAGUAAUAAAGGUUUUCUACUGGUUUAGUCUUCACUGUUAGAAUGAAAAAGGUCCUACUGUAAGCACCUGGCGCAACGACUUUUAUUGUUGACAUGUUAAAAUUUGCAUCAAGAGGCAUAACUACAAAGGUGACGGUAUGGAGAUACUUACAAAAGCAGACAUUCAGAUCACAUAAACUCUCCACAAACUCCCAUGUGUUCUUUCACCUCCCUUCAUCACCACACAGAUGGAACCCUAAAAGCAGUUUUUUGAGCACCAGACCCAUCACCUGGAGGUUUUCAUGCCUCUGUCAUGAGAGGGCUACAGGAGAAAAUCCACAAGAACAUGAAAAAAACAGCUUCAGUCUUAAAGCUCUUUUCCAAAGUCCCAAACCAGCCUUGUAUCUAGGUUUCUCUGGGCUCAUCCCCUUUAUGUCAGCCCCAGUUUUAAUGGUAGCCACAAGUACCUUCUACCCUGAAGUCGCUUAUGCUCAGAUGGUUUAUGGAGCAUCCAUUGUGUCAUUUCUUGGAGGUGCACGCUGGGGUUUUGCUCUUCCUGAAGGCAGUCCUGCCCAACCUGAUUGGAAAAACUUGGGAAAUAGUGUGGUGCCAUCACUUCUGGCCUGGAUGGCAUUACUCUGCCGGGACAACAUUGCAGAAGGAGCUUUGGUUGUUAUCAUGGGACUUGGUCUGUCACUGCACUAUGACCUUACCCUCCUGCCUGAAUACCCUGCCUGGUUCAAAGCACUGCGGACCAUCCUAACACUGGUGGCUACUUUCUCACUUGUGGCUACACUUGCACUUAAAAAUAUAUAUUCUGAAAAGGUAAAACAAUAAACAAUUUUAAAACAUGCAAA
Molecule: messenger RNA, 883 nt
Organism: Boleophthalmus pectinirostris (great blue-spotted mudskipper)
Lineage: Eukaryota; Metazoa; Chordata; Actinopteri; Gobiiformes; Gobiidae
Product: transmembrane protein 69-like
Exons: 3
Coding region: 141-863 (240 amino acids)
Source: RefSeq, a predicted model, not a curated record